UAUUUCAAGACAUGGAUGAAAGCGUGUUGAAAGCAAUCUGUCGGUAUCUUAAGCCAAAGAAGUACACUAAAAACGAUAUCAUUACUCAAGAGGGUGAACCACUUAAAAUGAUGCUCUACAUUGUGGACGGAUUUGUAAACAUUGAAGAAAGAGAUGGUUCUAAUAACUUGCAACGAGGUGCAGGAGAAGUAUAUGGAGAAGAACUUCUAAGUUGGCCAUUGUCGAACUCAUUUCCCGUGGUAUUACCGUCAGCAACGUUGUCUGCUACGGCAGUAGGUGAUGUUGUAGCCCUUGCUCUCACUUAUAGCAACUUAAAGAAUGUGGUCUUUGAAUUCGGAAGGCAAUAUUUCUUUGGGAUGAUUACAUGUCAAAAAUUUAGUGCAAAAGUAGUUGAAAAGGCAACAAACACUUACGAUGUAAGUAAAAUCAUCAGAAAAGGAAUCUCUACAAGCGUUUACAAAGGGGUGCUACCAGAUAAAACAGUGGUUGAGGUAAAGACAUACAGAGUAAAUUGUUCCUAUGAUGAUUAUCCAUAUUUGGUUAAACUGGUGGCUGUUGCUUCUCGUACCAACCACAUAAAUUUGGUGAGGCUCUUGGGUUGUUGUUUGGAAAAAAAAACAAUUGCACUGGUUUCUGAGUACAUUCCGAAUGGCACUCUUUUUGAACACAUUCAUGGAAAAGAAGGCAAAGUAUCAUCACCACUUUCAUUGGAGUUACGAAUGAAGAUAGCAUCAGAAACCGCAGGAGCCCUAGCUUACUUACGCUCAUUAACUACCACGCCAAUCUUACCCUCUUUUGUGUCGACAAGUAGUAUACUUUUGGAUGAUAAUUGCACUGCAAAGUUGUGCAGCUUUGGACUUAGAUUUGUGCCCAACAAUAGCAACAAUAGCCGGUUUUCAUUGUUAUCUAUAAGGCGAGGAUGCUUCGACCCUGAAUCAAAGACACUAAUUGAAAAGCUUGACGUCUAUGGCAUUGGAGUUGUCCUAGCGGAGCUACUAACCGGUCCGAAUGCAAUUUCUUCAAUCGGGAAGCGUGACUUGGAGAAGCUGAAAAUCUUAUUUCUAUUUCUAGUAGAAGAGGAUCGCUUGAAUGAAAUUCUCGAUGGUAAAAUAAUAGUGAAGGAAGGAGAUUUUGAGACAGCCAAAAAAGUGGCCCAUCUGGCAACAAGAUGUUUAAGGUAUGAGGAGGAGGAAAUGCCUUCCAUGAAAGAAGUAGUCGCGGAGCUUGAGGGAAUAUUGCGCAAUCUCAGGGCAGAGCAAGGUGGAGAAGCUAGCUUCUCUUGA
Prunus mume (Japanese apricot) is the source of this 1283-nucleotide messenger RNA. The record is from RefSeq and is a predicted model, not a curated record. Lineage: Eukaryota; Viridiplantae; Streptophyta; Magnoliopsida; Rosales; Rosaceae.